AUGUCGAUGUUUGGACCUGGCUCCACCAUUGAUUAUUCUAUAUCUAAUGAUGACCAUUAUAUGGCUCAGAUUGCAAAACAUGUUGGAGCUGAUGCUGUUUUAAAUAAAAAAACUCUUGUUGAUAUUAUCACUAACCAAUAUUGCUUUCCAGAUGAUCAAAGAGUUUUAACGUGGAGAUACUUACUCCAUAUUCCUAUGAAUGAACAAGAAUAUACACUCUUAGCAUCUCAGCAACUUCAUCCUGCUGUUCGACAAUUAACAUUAUCACUCCCAAUUCGUUAUACUUCAAUAUCAAACAGAUUAUCACGCUUACUUUCAACUCUUAUGUACUGGCAUCCAGCACUUGCAGAAUGCGAUUGGCUUCCAGCUUUAGUAUUUCCAUUUCUCCGUGUUUUCGAACGUGACUCUCUAAUUACUUUCGAAAUUGUUGCAACAGUUAUUAUGAACUGGUGUAAAGAAUGGCUAAACUUCAUUCCAAAUCCUCCAAUUACUGUUUUAUCAAGAAUUGAUAGAAUUGUCGCCGCUCAUGGAGGAAAAUCUCCUAUUUCAGUAACAUGGCCAGCUCUUAGAAGCUUCUUCGGUGAAGUUGCAACAACUGAAGCUGCUUUAAUCUUAUUUGAUAAUAUCAUUACUUCUCAUCCAUGCUUUAUCGAGUAUCUAGUUGCAUCAUUUGCAAUGAUUAAAGGAAACAAGGUUGUUGACGUUCAUAAUUAUAAAAUAGUGAUCAAUCGCGCUCGACAAUUUUUCGAAGAAGAUGAAAACAAGAACUUAAACUUGGAGCCAUUCCAUCCUCUUCCUCGUGGAUCAUAUCCAAUUAUUUCGAUUGUCAAGAAGACACCGUUAUGGAAAGAGCAAGAAUUGGCAAGAAUCAAGCUUGAAUCAGAACAAGAACAAAAGAAAGAUGAAGAAAAAGUUGACAUUGAAAGAGAAAGUGCUUUAAUCGAAAGAAGACGUCGUAACUGGAUGGCUGAAAGAACAGUACUUAGAGAAAUUGAAGAAGAACAAAUGGCUGAAUUCAGGAGACGCGAGAAAGAAAUUUUGAUGCGUGAAAAUCAAAAGGAAGAAUUGAAUUUAGAAAUUAAAAGAGAAAGACUUCGAAAGAGAAGAAUAGAAGAAGAAAAUGCAAUGGAUGAAUGGAGAGCUGAUUGUGCCAAAGUUCAAAACGAAAUGAGACAAAUUGUAGAUUCAAGAAGACAAACUUGGUCGAAAUGGAUCAAUACUAAAGAAAAUGCUGCAAAGCUGGCUCACGAACAAGUCGAAGAAGAAUUAGAGAUGAUCAGGCAAAGAGAUGAAAUGAGAAAACAAGAAAUAUUAAAGCAUGACAAAGCAAUGGAAGAAGGUGCAAGGGAAGAGCAAGAAAUUCUAAACCUCGCUACACAGAGAAGUCAACAACUUGAAGAUGAAAGAUUCAAAUUAAGAGAAACUCUUGAAAUGGCAAGAAGAAAGAGUGCUGAGAAAUUCUCUAAGAAAGGUGGAAGGGUUAGCCAAAAUAACUAG
Messenger RNA from Trichomonas vaginalis G3, 1497 nucleotides. RefSeq names its product regulation of vesicle fusion. The record is from RefSeq and is a predicted model, not a curated record. Gene Ontology annotation, cellular component: centrosome. Lineage: Eukaryota; Parabasalia; Trichomonadida; Trichomonadidae. The transcript has a single exon. The coding region runs from base 1 to 1497 and encodes 498 amino acids.